Orycteropus afer afer is the source of this 2025-nucleotide messenger RNA. It is a transcript of the gene CUNH10orf90, whose product is annotated as chromosome unknown C10orf90 homolog. Gene Ontology annotation, biological process: regulation of centriole replication. The record is from RefSeq and is a predicted model, not a curated record. Gene Ontology annotation, cellular component: cytosol; centriole; centrosome. Bases 1 to 2025 code for a protein of 674 amino acids. NCBI's taxonomy places the organism in Eukaryota, Metazoa, Chordata, Mammalia, Tubulidentata, Orycteropodidae. The transcript is spliced from 7 exons.
AUGGAUGGUUUGAAUAACUGGGAUCUUUUUCCUUUGCAGGAGGCUCUGGCAUCACCAAACACGAAGAUGAUUUCAUCCGUAGUCAUUUCACAGCUAAUUGACAAGAACACAUCAAGGGGAAAUGGACUGGUGGUGCCAGGGCCGCACACCAUUGCCCAGCCUCACAGGCGCCAUGUGAAGCCAUAUUUGGCAGAUCACAGUGGCGUGGACUUCCACGGGGCAUUAGCGUUGCUUCCCCAAAGGUUAAGAAUUCAGACACCUUCAGGUGCGCGACAACCCGGGACCAUGCUGCCUCCCCAGGAAGAGAGCCCGUGCAGGGGCUCUCACAAAGGGUUCUCGUCCAUCACCGUCACGGCCAGGCGUGUGGGUCCCCCGGCUGGCACUGUGCUGUGGAAGAGCUCAGAAGACCCACUGUGCACCCAGUGCGGGGCCGGGGAUGCCCUGCUCACGGUCCCCCCUGCUCCGACCCGUGGUGCAGAGCCAGGAGGGUCUCGCAGACUGUUUGCAUGCACAGAGUUCUCCAGCAAGGGCUCUGUGAUGCAGCUGAAGGUCCCUGAGGCCCACCCGUGGCUGUGGGAGGGACACGAGUACUGGGUCACUAAUGGGGAUGGGAGAGAGAACAGCUUUUCUCCAGGCAGCUCGCCCCCGGAGAAGGGUCCGCUGCUGUUCAGCUCCUGUGUCCACCUCCGAGUUUCUCAGCCAUGUCCGAAUUCCAUCUACUAUCUGGACAAGUCGCUCUCUGUCCCCAUCCCGCCACCUCCAGUUGCCAGCCCCAAAGUGCACAGAGCCUUCCUGUCCCUCAACCUAAGUUGCCGUUCCCACAGAUCAACACCAGAUGGCGUCGGCGGCCUGGCUAAUGGGGAGCCAAUGAGCAGUGCCCGGAGGCCCAAGUCCACGGAGCUAGAGCAGAGUGGUCUAGGCCCAGGCUGGGCUCCUGGGCUGCGGGACAGCUGCUGGGAGCAAAGCCCGGCAUUGGCGCGGGCGCGUGUGGGGAACCGCACGUGUUCUUGGAGCAGCUCGCCGGCCUUGGGAAAUACAGGACUUGCCGGCGUGGAAACAGACCACGGCACCGUAAGAAAGGGGACAGGAGACCACGGGACUGGUUACCACGCUGGCAGCCACGCCGACCAGCUGACCAUCCACAUCCCUGGCUGGAGCUACACGGCAGUAGAAACAGAAGUAUUUUCUGGAAGCAGCAAGAAGCAACAAGGAGAGCCACAUAUGACUCUGUCUGCUCCCCCAGUGGAACAGAAGCACGUUAAAGAUUGCCUUCGGGAGGGAGAUAGCUCUCUAAAAGAUGCCUGUCAGUCUAGCGCCCUCUCUGGGCCCACAGAGAGUCAGCAUCCAAGCUGCCUGGGACCCAGAGCCCCUCUGGCUGGGUCUCUGUGCCCCUUAGAAGAUGUGAGCACACCUCUGCAGGAUGACAGCAGUGCUCAGAUACUGAGAGAGCCCCACACAGGAGAUGAUGCAUGCUGUGACGUGGUGGUGAAAAUAAAAGAAUGCAAGAAGAACAGAGACGUGACCACAGCCCAGCCCUCACCAGGUGCCCCAGAGACAGCUCCUCCAGAGAAGCCAGGCACCCUAGACCUGCUGGGAGACUGCUCUGAGACACAGGCAACACCUGCCAGCAGCCUGACCUUACAGGAAGCUCUGGAAGUCCGUAAACCGCAGUUCAUCGCUCGCUCCCAAGAGCGGCUAAGGAAGCUGGAGCGCAUGGUGCAGCAGAGGAAAGCUCAGCGGGCCGAGGAGCCGGGCCCGAAGCAGGGCGUCCUGCCCAUGCGAGCCCACAAGAAGCAGUUCACCGUCCCCCAUCCCUUGAGUGAUAACUUGUUCAAGCCUAAAGAAAGGUGCAUUUCAGAGAAGGAGAUGUACACGCGGUCUAAAAGAAUCUAUAAUAACUUGCCGGAAGUGAAAAAGAAGAAAGAAGAACAGAAGAAAAGGGUGGUCUUACAAAGUAACAGACUCCGCGCUGAAGUCUUCAAAAAGCAAGUGCUGCACCAACUCCUGCAGAGGAACGCAGUCUGA